AUGCGCUGGGAACCCUGCAUCUCCCUGCGUCCCCUGUCGUUGCAGUUGAAGGGCCUGUUGCGCCAGAAGUGCCCUGAAGAAGUCAAGCAGAUGCUGCACAUCAUCGGCCUGGAGGACAAGUGGAACUCACGGAGCCGCUUCCUGAGCGGGGGCAUGAGGCGCAAGCUCUCCAUCGGCAUCGCCCUCAUCGCAGGCUCCAAGGUGCUGAUACUGGACGAGCCCACCUCGGGCAUGGACGCCAUCUCCAGGAGGGCCAUCUGGGACCUUCUGCAGCGGCAGAAAAGUGACCGCACCAUCGUGCUGACCACCCACUUCAUGGACGAGGCUGACCUGCUGGGAGACUGCGUCGCCACCAUGGCCAAGGGGGAGCUGCAGUGCUGCGAGUCCUCACAGUUCCUCAAGCAGAAAUAUGGUGAGUGGUGGGGCCAGCCCGCAACGGGGUCGGUGUCCUGGCUGCUGUGCUGA
This is a messenger RNA of Cercocebus atys (sooty mangabey), 465 nucleotides long. Its product is annotated as ATP-binding cassette sub-family A member 3-like. NCBI's taxonomy places the organism in Eukaryota, Metazoa, Chordata, Mammalia, Primates, Cercopithecidae. The transcript has 3 exons. Gene Ontology annotation, molecular function: ATP binding; ATP hydrolysis activity; ABC-type transporter activity. Bases 1 to 465 code for a protein of 154 amino acids. Gene Ontology annotation, cellular component: membrane; intracellular membrane-bounded organelle. Gene Ontology annotation, biological process: transmembrane transport; lipid transport. The record is from RefSeq and is a predicted model, not a curated record.